AUCGCUUACACUCUAACUUGUACAUCCCUCCUUCACUUCUUACUGUCAUCAUGUCGGACCUAGACGAACACGAACACAUGCACAACGACGCUGAUGAUAUGAUGCAGGACGAAGAGGAAGAAGAAGCUCAAAGUGAAACCGAUCACGGCCAACCUCGACGGCGUCAUUACGAUGAAGACGAGGAGGACGAGGAGGACGAGGAGGACGACGAAGAGGAAGUAUCAGGUAGAAAGCCGAAGAAACGCAAGAGGAAACAGGGCGCAAGCCGUUUCAUUGAUCUCGAAGCUGAAGUCAGUGACGAGGAUGAAGGUGAAGAAGACGAUGAAGACUAUGGCGGUGAUGGUUUCAUUGAACAUAUGGACGGCGGCAUCGACGAGGAUGUGGGUAGGGCACAUCAUGCCCGACUUGACAGUAAAACUUUCGACGGGGAAGAUAGAACUGCUGAAGAAAUUGCCACGGAUCUGAAGCAUCGCUACGGUGGCCGAAAUGCGGUUCGCUACAGUGGUGACAUGAAUGAGGUUCCUCAACGGCUUCUCAUGCCUUCCGUGCACGAUGCUAGUCUAUGGCAGGUUAAGGUCAAGCCCGGUCGUGAACGCGACAUCGUGUUCACUCUCAUGCGAAAGUUUAUCGACAUGGAAUUCACCGCACGACCGUUGCAAAUCCUGUCAGCCUUCGAACGUGACACCCUACCUGGGAUGAUAUACGUUGAAGCUCGGAGCUCCAAGCAGGUGAAAGAUGCAUGUAAGGGCCUUAGCGGCGCCUAUACCGUCAAAGUGAACCUUGUUCCCAUCGAAGAAAUGGCCUCCUUAUUGCAAAUCCGGAAAAAAGAGCUCACAGUGACACCGGGCAGCUGGGUUCGUAUCAAGCGAGGAAAAUAUCUGGGAGAUCUCGCCCAGGUCGUGGACGUAACGGAAAAUGGAGAGGAUGUUGGCCUGAAGUUCAUUCCUCGUAUUGACCUGAACCCACGAGAUGAUGGUUCGCUAGAUGCUCUUGGAAAAAAACGGAAGAAAGGCUCUACCGCGGCUGGAACCAUGCGCCCUCCCCAGAAGCCGUUCAACUUCGAGGAAGUGGUAAAAGUUUACGGACGACAAGCGGUGGCCAAGCGAAAUCAGGUCUACGUGUUCCAGGGUGAUACGUACAAGGAUGGUUUCAUCGAGAAGGACUUCAAGCUGAACGCUUUAUCUCUGGACGAUGUCAACCCAACUUUGGACGAGAUUACCCAGUUCUCGCGUAGACAGGACGGUCUGGGUGGUGAAAACCCGGUCGACUUGUCUAUCAUCGCGGAGGCCUCCCGGAAAGCAGCUGUCUCUGUGCUACAGCCUGGUGAUCAUGUUGAGGUAUUUGAGGGUGAGCAAGCCGGUGUGCACGGUACUGUUGAAGAGGUGUCAGGCGAUGUCGUGACUAUCACUGCCGCUGGUCUUGAUAUCGAAGGCCAAAAAGUCGACAUUCCUGCUAGGAGCGUCAGGAAACGCUUCAAACCUGGAGACCACGUCAAGGUGAUGACCGGAAAGAAUGCUGAUGAGACUGGAUUGGUGGUGGCCGUUGCAGACAAUAUCGUCACCUUUUUGUCUGACAUGUCCAUGAAAGAGGUUUCUGUAUUCUCAAAAGACCUCCGUGAAGCUGCAGAAGUUGGUUCUGGUACCAACAUUGUGGGAGAUUACGAGCUGCAUGAUCUUGUUCAGCUUGACCUUCAAACUGUAGGCGUUAUAUUUAAGACUGAAAGAGACUCGUUUCGGGUCCUGGAUCAAAAUGGCCAAGUUCGAAUUGUCCAGCCUCGUCAGAUUACAAUGAGACGAGAUUCUCGGCGUGCAAUUGCCACAGAUCACGAUGGCCAUGAACUGCGCGUAGAGGACAACGUCAAAGAAGUAGAUGGCGAGGGUCGCAAAGGACAAGUUCUACACAUUCAUCAAUCAUUCUUUGCCUUCCUCUACAAUCGUGAAAUAUCCGAGAAUGGAGGGAUAUUUGUCACACGCGCUAGAUCAUUGGUGUCAUUGGCACCAAAAUCCAGUGUCUUUCCCAAGCCAGGGGCAGAUUUAUCUAAGAUGAACCCUGCUCUUGCCCUCCACCCAGGUGGAAUGGCCGGUUCCAGCAUUGGGCGGGGGCCCCGGGACCGUAUGAUUGGAAUUAUCGUGCAGAUCACUCGAGGUCCUCAUAAGGGGUACGUUGGAACCAUUAAAGAUACCAACGGUCCAAUCGCUCGAGUUGAGCUGAAUACCAACAACAAAGUUGUGACGAUCGAGAAGACGAAACUUAUAGAACGCAAUACCCCAGGAUCCAACCGUCAAUUCGCAGACCGACUUAAAGCUAUGGGCCCACCAGGCGAACCAGGUAAGCCAUGGGGAACCCGAUCAGUAAAUCCGUACGCAUCGGGAGGAAGUACGCCUACUUGGGGUGCUGGUAGUCGGACACCUGCGUGGGCUGGAGGCGGUCGUACUCCCAAUCCUUCAUCGGAUUCUCGUACGCCAGCUUGGAAUGCAUCCUCACGGACGCCUAACCCAUAUGCUAACAAUGCACAAACUCCGGCAUGGAAUGUAUCCUCGCGGACUCCAAACCCAUAUGCCGAUGGAGGCAAGACACCGGCGUGGAAUGUCAGUUCACGGACGCCAAAUCCGUAUGCCAGCAACAAUGGUGGUGCUACACCUGCAAGGAAUGCUUGGGGGGGAGCAACCCCUGGCAGGAAUGCCUGGGAUACGAGUACUGGAUGGGGCGAUGGUUGGAAUGCCGCGCCCACACCGGCUGCAGCAACGUCACCUGCGUACGCUGCACCGACACCCGGACCUGGGACCUACGAUGCUGCUACGCCGUUUAGCUACGGGGCGGGCGCUAUGUCAGCACAGACACCCGUAUCAGCUCCGACGCCUGCUGCCGGAGGAUGGCGUGAGGAAGAAUCAGAAGGUCUUUCUGAGGAAUGGCUCCUUGACAACGCCUUGAGCAAUGUCUUGCAGCGCAUCAAGAUACGUAUUGAAGGGUCUCGCAACUACAAUUACCUGGAUGGAAAGUAUGAAGGGCUCACCGGUCGGGUGAUGGCCGCGACACGGGUGGGAACAAACAUGGAACAGACAGCAACGAUUGCCUUCGAUAAUGGAGAACAGCGGCCAAUACUGAUGAAAUAUGUUGUUCCUAUGCAGCCUAGUGGGCUAGAUGGAGAGAAUGGGGUUCUACUGGAUGGCCCGUAUAAAGGUCGGGAGGCACGGGUGAGGUCAUUGAGUGAAGAUGGCAUGUUAACUUGUCACGGGGAUUUUGGAUUUGCAGAGAUUCCACAAGAUAAGUUUGCCAUCUUGACAGUUGCUCCUGCAUAGUUACUAUUAUCGUUCUAAUCUGUACCUUUUUACUUAAGUAUAUAUCAUGUAAUGGAUGGCUUGGUUCAACCAGCAGGAGAUUCCUGGCGCUGGCUCCGAGCAGAAUGAUAGACCCCGU
Molecule: messenger RNA, 3417 nt
Organism: Guyanagaster necrorhizus
Lineage: Eukaryota; Fungi; Basidiomycota; Agaricomycetes; Agaricales; Physalacriaceae
Product: transcription elongation factor Spt5
Exons: 10
Coding region: 51-3299 (1082 amino acids)
Biological process (GO): transcription elongation by RNA polymerase II; regulation of transcription by RNA polymerase II; regulation of DNA-templated transcription elongation
Cellular component (GO): DSIF complex
Molecular function (GO): protein binding; mRNA binding
Source: RefSeq, a predicted model, not a curated record